CGCGCAUGCGCCAUGUUCCCUCAGCCUGCUGCUCCCGCGCAUGCGCGCUGUGUCACGUCUGGGAGGUUGCGGCUGACAAGGAGUUCAGCGGAACCAGAGGGCGGAGAUCGGGCCCGAGUGAUCCGUCAGGUCCGCUGGUCCUUAGAACGCCCCAAAAUGGUGAAGCCGGAAAUCCACACCCUCGCCCGCCACCUUAAGCAGGAGAAGCUGUAUGUGAACUCAGAAAAACAGCUGAUCCAGCGGCUGAAUGCUGAUGUUUUAAAAACUGCAGAGAGGCUCUACAGAACGUCUUGGAUUUCAAAACAGCAAAGGAUUAACUUGGAUAGACUCAUUAUAACGAGUGCUGAAGCCUCUCCAGCUGAGUGCUGUCAACAUGCCAAGCUCCUGGAGGACACCCAGUUUGUGGAUGGAUACAAACAUCUAGGUUAUCAGGAGACCACAUACGGUGAAUUUCUCAAUCGACUACGAGAAAAUCCAAGGCUUAUUGCUUCAUGUCUGGUGGCUGGAGAGAAACUCAACCAAGAAAAUGCUCAGAGCGUCAUACACACCGUGUUCACCUCUCUUUAUGGCAACUGCAUUAUGCAGGAGGAUGAGAGCUAUCUGUUACAGGUUUUACGCUAUUUAAUAGAGUUUGAACUAAAGGAAAGCGAUAACCCUCGUCGUUUGCUUCGGAAAGGGACUUGUGCCUUCAGCAUCAUCUUCAAACUUUUUUCCGAAGGACUUUUCUCAGCUAAACUCUUCUUAACGGCAACUUUACAUGAACCUAUUAUGCAGCUGUUGGUUGAGGAUGAGGAUCAUCUGGAGACUGAUCCAAGCAAGCUGACUGAGAGGUUCUCUCCAGCCCAACAAGAGAAGCUGUUUGGGGAGAAAGGAAGUGACCGUUUUAGGCAGAAGGUCCAGGAGAUGGUUGAAUCCAAUGAAGCUAAGCUGGUUACUCUGGUUAAUAAGUUUAUUGGUUAUUUAAAGCACAACACUUAUUGCUUCCCACACAGCUUGAGGUGGAUUGUCUCCCAAAUGUAUAAAACCCUUUCUUGCGUGGAAGGAUUGGAUGUUGGUGAGGUGAGAUCUAUGUGCACCGAUCUACUGCUGACUUGUUUCAUCUGUCCCUCAAUUGUCAACCCUGAGCAGUAUGGGAUCAUCUCCGACGCACCCAUCAACGAAGUGGCAAGAUUCAACCUCAUGCAGGUUGGCCGCCUCUUGCAGCAGUUGGCAAUGACCGGAUUUGAGGAAGUGGAUUCGCGCAGCAGGAACAAUCUCAGCAAGUUUGAUAAAAGCUGUGUUGCUGCAUUUCUGGAUGUUGUGAUUGGAGGCCGAGCAGUAGAAACGCCACCACUGUCCUCAGUGGAUCUGCUGGAGGGCCUAAGCCGCACCGUUGUCUACAUGACUUACAGCCAACUGGUCACUCUGCUGGGAUUCUUGCGCAGUGUCAUCUCUAGUGAUCAUUUACGUGAAGAGGAUCGGAUGGCCCUGGAAAACAUUUUGGCUACAGUGCCUCAAACCAAGCCAGGGAAGAAUGAUAGUACGCCUUAUAGCACCCCUCAGUUGUCUCCUGCUACCACACCAGCCUGCAGGAAGAAUAGACUGCCUAUAGGGCAGCAGCUUGCAGCCAUGACCGUGUGGGACACGUCUGCGUCAAAUCUCUCUGCUCAUAUAAACCUGGUGACCCCCUUUGUUACCCGCAGUAGGAGCAAAACCAGCCUGUUGGAGCCUGAACACGACAGUUCCUCACAGGAUGUCACACCUUCAAUACAACCAGAGGAGGUUCUUGUAAUAUCCCUGGGGACAGGUCCCCAACUUACACCUGGAAUGAUGUCUGAGAAUGAGGUUCUAACUAUGCAGCUUGUGGAUGGUGGACAAGCAGAUGUUCCUGCGGAUGACAAUAAACUUCAUGGAAAGCCAGAUAAGACCCUACGCUUCUCUCUCUGCAGUGACAACCUUGAAGGCAUUUCAGAAGCAGAAGAGGAAAAUCCGUGUUCAACAGGUCCCUCGAACAGAUCCAACUCUGUGUCUUCUCUGGAUCUGGAAGAGACUGGGGAGUCGGUGUCAGAGCUGGGAGCUGGACCAUCAGGCAGCAAUGGAGUAGAAGCAUUACAGAUGCUGGAGCAUGAACAAGCUACCACACAGGACAACCUUGAUGAUAAGCUACGCAAAUUUGAAAUUCGAGAUAUGAUGGGGUUAACAGAUGACAGAGAUAUUUCUGAGACGGUCAGUGAGACGUGGAGUACAGAUGUUUUAGGCAGUGACUUUGACCCUAACAUUGACGAAGAUCGACUGCAAGAGAUUGCAGGUGCAGCUGCAGAGAACAUGCUUGGCAGUCUGCUUUGUCUCCCAGGCUCUGGCUCUUUACUGCUUGACCCAUGCACAGGCUCCACGAUUUCAGAAACCACCAGUGAAGCAUGGAGUGUAGAGGUGCUUCCCAGUGAUUCUGAAGCACCUGACUUGAAGCAGGAAGAGAGGCUGCAAGAGCUGGAAAGCUGUUCUGGCCUGGGCAGUACAUCAGAUGACACGGAGGUGAGAGAGGUCAGCUCAAGGCCCAGCACCCCAGGACUGAGCGUUGUGUCAGGUAUCAGUGCCACGUCAGAGGACAUACCCAACAAGAUUGAAGACGUUCGUUCGGAAUGUAGUUCUGACUUCGGAGGAAAGGAUUCGGUAACAAGUCCUGAAGUAGAGGACUGUGUUCAUAUUCCUCAACCAAGUGCACCAGAAGGCCACAGCCAAAAAAAGACAAGUAAUAUGCCUUGUUUAUUUCCAGGCGUACAUCAUGGUUUAGCACAAUCCCAAACCGAGUCUUUGUUGGCCAUGUUUGACCCAUUGGCUCCAGCAUCUAAUGAAGUGGUGCGGCCAAAAGUCCACUAUGCUCGCCCUUCACAUCCACCUCCAGAUCCCCCCAUUCAGGAAGGAACAACAGGAGGAAAUGAGGCCCGGUUGCCUACAUUUGGUUCCCACGUUUUUGUUCCCAUGGACUCUGAUGCUUAUAGACAGAGACACUCUUGCCCAGACAGAUUGGUGCGGAGCCGCAGCUCAGACAUUGCAACGUCUAUCCGACGGCCAAUGAGUGAUCCUGGGUGGGCACGCCGAAUAGGAAAUGAAGAAAGGGAGCUGCCACCUGGUGUUGCAGGUUUAGGAGCAACAGCAGCCAUGAAUGUCUCACAGUCAUCAUCGUCCUCACCAAGCAAGGACUCCUCAAGAGGAGAGCCAGAAGAAAGAAAGGACAGUGAUGAUGAACGCUCAGACCGCAACAGACCAUGGUGGAGGAAGCGCUUUGUGUCUGCAAUGCCAAAAGCUCCUAUCCCAUUCAGGAAAAAGGAAAAACAAGAAAAGGAGAAGGAUGAUCUGGGGCCAGACAGAUUCUCCAUGCCAGAAGAUGCAGGGUCCAGGCUGGGUCCACAUUCUCAAGCUGCAGAGGACAUUCUCGAUAAGUACAGGAAUGCUAUCAAAAGAACAAAUGACGGAAAUGCUGUAUCUUACGAGGGAACAGAUGUAACGGGUUAUGAAAGAUUUCAUGAUCCUUCAAGGGAAGAAGCAUUACCGAACAUGACAUCUGAUGACCUCCCAGAUUCUGCCAGUCAGACAGCUCCUCCUCCUGAUUCUGCCUUCUCUUAUAGGGAUGCAAAGAAGAAGUUGCGAUUAGCAUUGUGUUCUGCAGAUUCAGUUGCUUUUCCAAUGCUGUCCCACUCCACGCGUAAUGGCCUGCCAGAUCAUACUGACCCAGAAGACAAUGAGAUUGUUUGCUUCCUGAAAAUCCAGCUGGCUGAGGCCAUAAACCUACAGGACAAGAACCUCAUGGCUCAGAUUCAGGAGACCAUGCGCUGCGUAAGCCGCUUUGACAACCGAACAUGCAGCAAGAUCCUCACAUCCAUUGCAGAAGAUUAUAGGAAAAGAGCCUCUUAUAUUGCAUAUUUAACGAGAUGUCGCCAAGGAUUACAAAGCACACAGGCUCAUCUCGAGCGACUUCUGCAAAGAGUUUUGCGUGACAAAGAACUUUCCACUCGAUACUUCACAACUGUUUGUGUUCGACUGUUACUGGAAAGCAAAGAGAAGAGGAUUCAGGAAUUCAUUCAAGAAUUUCAGAAAUUGACAGCUGCUGAUGACAAAACUGCACAGGUUGAAGAGUUCCUGCAGUCCCUGUAUGGUACCAUGGCCCAGGAUGUCAUCUGGCAAAAUGCCAGUGAGGAACAGCUUCAGGAUGCCCAGAUUGCGAUAGAGAGGACUGUGAUGAAUCGCAUCUUCAAGCUGGCCUUCAGUCCCAAUCAGGAUGCAGAUGUUCUUCGUGAUCAGGUUUUACAUGAACACAUCCAAAGACUGUCUAAGGUAGUGUCUGCCAAUCACAGAGCUCUUCAGAUCCCUGAGGUUUACCUGAGGGAAGCUCCCUGGCCUUCUGCUCAAGCUGAGAUACGAACUAUUAGUGCUUAUAAGACCCCUAGGGACAAAGUGCAGUGCAUCCUACGCAUGUGUUCUACAAUUAUGAAUCUUCUCAGCCUUGCCAAUGAAUACUCCGUCCCAGGAGCUGACGAUUUUGUCCCCGUCCUGGUGUUUGUUCUCAUAAAGGCUAACCCACCCUGCUUGUUAUCUACUGUGCAAUACAUCAAUAAUUUCUAUUCAAACCGAUUAACUGGAGAGGAAUCCUACUGGUGGAUGCAGUUCACAGCUGCAGUGGAGUUUAUUAAAACCAUCGACGACCGCAAGUAAAAGGCAGAUGGAAAAAACAGUGACUGCUGGUUGCCAGCAGAGGGCGGCAGAGCCCUGCUCCUUGUAUCAUACUUGUACAGAAGGUGGAGUUGGCCUGGUCUUUCUGGUGAAGGAGAGGCAUGCAGUGCAUCGUUAUGUCCCAGCUUGCAGAACCUCUGGUGGUUGGGAAGAUUUAAAGGUGUCCAGAUAUGUUCCCUUUUUGGGAGGGAAAAAGAAAUCAAAUAUGUGCUUAUUUUCUUCUUUUUUUUUUU
Messenger RNA from Rana temporaria (common frog), 4940 nucleotides. RefSeq names its product GTPase activating protein and VPS9 domains 1 (gene GAPVD1). NCBI's taxonomy places the organism in Eukaryota, Metazoa, Chordata, Amphibia, Anura, Ranidae. Gene Ontology annotation, molecular function: small GTPase binding; guanyl-nucleotide exchange factor activity. The transcript is spliced from 27 exons. Bases 13 to 4689 code for a protein of 1558 amino acids. Gene Ontology annotation, cellular component: cytosol; endocytic vesicle. The record is from RefSeq and is a predicted model, not a curated record. Gene Ontology annotation, biological process: regulation of GTPase activity; vesicle-mediated transport.